AUGUUAUCCACACCCCGGCUUGCUACUUCCAAGAAUCUCUUGGGCCUGGCCUCGCGCCAGCUUUUCAAGGCUGCCUCGGUUGCACCAGCCAGAGGUUUCUCUACUACGCCCUCUUCAGAAAUGCAAAAGGAUGUUACCCUGUUACAGGACAAGGCCAAUGGCUUUGGCUUUGCCCGCUCGAACCCUCGUCCCGCUAAACCGAGAAGCACUGGUGUUACGGAAAUCAGAGGACCAUACUACUCGGUGAUGGGCAAGCGUUAUCUGGCCGAUGUUCUAGAGACGAUGGGUACACACGUUGAUGGUCUGAAGUUUGCAGGAGGCUCUUUCUCGCUCUUCCAGGAGAAGCCAUUGCGGGAAUUGAUUGACCUGGCUCACCAGUAUGGUGUUUACGUCUCAACCGGUGGAUGGGCCGAGCACCUCCUCACACACCCAGAUGCCAACUCGGUCUUUGACAAGUACCUUACCAAGUGCAAGGACUUGGGCUUUGACGUGAUUGAACUCUCAUCCGGCUUCCUUUCCUUCCCCGACGACGACUGGCUCCGCCUCGUUGACAAGGUCCACUCAUACAAACUCAAAGCGAAACCCGAACUAGGCAUCCAAUUCGGUGCCGGCGGUGACACCCCAGCCUCCGGCCUGGAAGCUAUCGGCACCUCUGACCCCGGCAAGCUCGUAAACCUCGGCCACAAGUUCCUCAAUGCAGGCGUUGAGCGCUUAAUGAUCGAGUCCGAGGGUAUCACCGAGAACGUGGACUCCUGGCGCACCGACGUCGUCUCCCGCAUCAUGAAGGAACUCCCUCAAGAGCGCGUUAUGUUCGAGGCUGCUGACCCUAAAGUAUACAACUGGUACAUUCGGGAGUUUGGUAUUGACGUCAACCUCUUCGUGGACCAUAGCCAGAUUGUGCAGCUUUCUUGCCUACGUCAUGGUAUCUGGGGUACUGCUGAUACUUGGGGCAAAAUUGUUUCGUUCCGGCCGGAGUAA
This is a messenger RNA of Aspergillus chevalieri, 978 nucleotides long. Its product is annotated as phosphosulfolactate synthase. Lineage: Eukaryota; Fungi; Ascomycota; Eurotiomycetes; Eurotiales; Aspergillaceae. The record is from RefSeq and is a predicted model, not a curated record. Bases 1 to 978 code for a protein of 325 amino acids. The transcript is spliced from 5 exons.